AUGGGUUUCGGGAAAAAAGAAAAACAUUGAUAUUUUUCUGCAGGAUGCAUAAAGAAAACGGUCUUUGUAGGUUAUGAGUGUACAUCUUAUAGAUGAUGGCUUAAAGUUAUAAUGAAUUGACAUAAUUAAAAAUGGAAGCUAGGGAAGGACAACGGCCCUAUAGCUGAACUCAGUGAGAGGAUUUUACAGCUCCUUAAGGGUUUUGGCUCAAAGAGAAGUGAACUACACUGAGGCUAGUGUAGACAGAGAGGCCCUAGGAGACUGUGGACAUGAAAAGGGACGGCUAAGCUGGUCUUACCUACAGCUAUUUAGAACUGUCAGUCAAAGUUAAGACCCCAAGAAUCUAGACUUAUAGAAGAGUAAUCUUAAACUUAAGCAUAAUGAAUUUAAGCUAUUUGAAGGGGUUUUUUUUAAAUUGUUUUACUAAAUAUAUUGAUGAUAUUUUGCUUACUCUCCCCUCCGUGAGCGAACAAAAAAAUUUUGUUCGCUAACGGAGUGGGUUAAUUUUUUUCUAGAAAUUUAAAAUUGGAAAUCAAAUAUUAAUGUAAUUUAAAAAAUUUAUGUUUUUAAAACGCAAGCUGUUCAAAAUUAAUGAUAAUUAGCAAGAGAUUUCUUUAUAUAAUUAUCACUUAUAUAUCUAAUUUUUUUUCAAUAAAAUUUUUUCUAUUAAAAACAUUUUGUUCAAUCAUAGAGGUGGGUUUUUGGGCAAAAAAUAGGGAUUUUUCCAAUGGUUUUGUUCACUCACAGAGGGGGAGUAAGAAUUUUUAUUUUUUAUUUUAUAAAUAUCAUGCCAACUAUUUUCUGAAAUCAAGCAUGAGAGCGUUUUAA
Molecule: messenger RNA, 828 nt
Organism: Blepharisma stoltei
Lineage: Eukaryota; Ciliophora; Heterotrichea; Heterotrichida; Blepharismidae
Source: the annotation of a GenBank genome assembly